UGUUUCCAUUUAAUGCUUGAACUACGCGAUAUAUUCAAGAAAAAUUGGAGCUUUCUCUUCUCUCUCUCUCUCUCUGCAAUUCAUCACUCUUUCUCUCUAUAACCCAAGACUUGCGAGGAGAGAGUAGAUCAGAGACGAAUCUUUGGAAGGUGUUCGUUUGCAGAUGGAUUUUGGUAAUCCGAAUUGUGUUUCUCUUCUCUCUGGAUUCUUUCAUUCAUAAAAACAAUAGUGCGCUUGAUUUUUGGAUGUGAAGAUGGGGAUUGAGAAACACGGUUCCAAGCAUGGAGGAGGUUAUGUCGGUGGUUUCCUACAGCUGUUUGACUGGAAUGCAAAAUCACGGAAGAAGUUGUUCUCAAGCAAAUCUGAUUUAUCAGAGCAAUCAAAACAGAAAAAGAGAAGUGAUGGGAAUCUGCCGAUGACACGGUUUAAUCUGAUGGAUGAAGAUGAAUUUGUAGCAGUUUCGAGUAUCAAAGGAAGUAGUGACUAUAGUUGUGCUUCGUCAGUGACUGAUGAGGAUGGAUAUGGAACUAGGGCACCCGGGGUAGUUGCCAGGCUAAUGGGAUUGGAUUCCAUGCCAACAUCGAAUACCACAGAGCCCUUCUCUACCCCAUUUUUUGAUUCUCAGUCCCUUCGAGAUGCUCAUUGUCACCGAAGAAAAAUUGAAUUUCAUCACGACCAUCAAAGCAUGCAUUCUGGAAAUUUGCACAAUAAGGCGGAGGUCCCUAUUCAAAAGGCAAUGGAGCCAAAGGAGCCAAAGCCUCUGAAAAUGGUAAAUAGGCCAAUUGAGAAAUUCCAAACUGAGAUUUUACCUCCUAAAUCAGCUAAAUCAAUUCCAAUUACCCACCAUAAGCUUUUGUCUCCAAUCAAAAGCCCAGGUUUCAUUCCACAUAAGAAUGCAGCUCACAUAAUGGAGGCAGCUGCUAAGAUUAUUGAACCCACACCUCCGGUUACUACUACCAAGGUCAAAAUGCCUCUGCUUGGUACUCCCUCAGUUCCUUUGAAAGUUAGAGACUUGAAAGAGAAAGCAGAAGCUUCUCAACAAUCACCAUCGAGGCCAGUUGAAGCUUCUAGUUCUAGGAGGCCAGUUGAAUCAAAUGCUGCUAAGUUUCUCAAGGGGCAAUCUAUGAAUAAGAGCUUGAAUGGAUCAGUAGAUACAACAUCGUUCAGGAUUUUUUCUGAUUCAGAAGAUUGUUCAAGUGUGAAGAAUAAGGGAAAAUCUAUUUCACUCGCACUCCAAGCAAAGGUCAAUGUUCAGAGAAGAGAAGGCUUGAGUGCAAGCAGUAGCAGAAGUUCUUUUGGCCAGAAAGAACAGGGGGAGGCCAUCUCAAGCCAGACAUUUAAAAGUCAAACGAAUGGCCAAAAGAGUUCACAGAAGAAACCUUCUGCACAUAAUGCUUCAAGUGUGCUCAGACAGAAUAAUCAGAAACAGAACUGCCUAAAUGAUAAAGAAAAGUUACCCUCAAAGUCCUCACUUUCUAACUCACAAGGUAGAAAAGUGUUAUCUGGAGAUUCUUCUGUAGGGAGACAUAAGAACUUGAGUAAAUUUGGAGGGAACUCCAAGGUUGGUUCGAGGAAGCUGGGGCCCGAGGUAACGGCUAAUAAAAAAGAAGUGUCAUAUUCCAGCACAAAAAAUGUUCCCCGCAAGAAACGAUCUAUAGAUGGGAAUUUCCUUGUGGAUAAAAGUCCAGUCAUUGAUAGCAUGUUGGUUGGUAAAACUGAGAAGCCAAUUCAAUCUAAAUCAGUUGUAGAUAGGCACUUAAUUUGGGCUGAGGAUAGCAAAAGGAAAGGCACUGAUGUUGUUUCUUUUACAUUCACAUCUCCGUUGACACGAUCAGCGUCUGCCUGUGAGAUCUCAAGACAGGUGCCAGAGAAAAAUAAUGGUUUUUGUUCAGACUACAGAGGUAAAAAGUUGUCACUCAACUCAGAUAGUGCAAAUAGUACAAAGCUAUCUUCCCCGGGACAUAAUGUGUCAGGAGCUGAUGCGUUAAGCAUUCUGUUGGAGCAAAAGCUAAGGGAAUUAACUCAUGGAGUCGAGUCUUCCUGCUACAAAGCCGGGACAGCUAGUUAUUCUGCUUCGAUUUUUCAAGAUUUAGUAUCCAUUCCUAAUGCAGAAUCUACCAUUCCAAAGUCACAUGAUAAAAUGAGCCAAGGGAUGGAUAUGGACAAACUGGGCGGGCAUUAUAGCUCCAUUUUUUCUUCAACUGAUUCAUCAUUGGGAUUCAUGACGAAACUGAAGCUUCAGGUAACAGAAGAAAUGGAUGACUGCAGCAGCUAUGAUACAGAAGCCAGAAAGUUGCUCCCCUGUCGACAUCCAAGUCCAAUCUCCGUUCUUGAACAUUCUUUUUUCACAGAAAGUUGCAACUCUUCAGAUAGUGCAGACAGUAACAGUAUAGAAGGUAUCAAGCAGUCCUCAUCAGUUCAAGCUCAGGAAGUGCUCGGUAUGAGUAAUUUGAAGACGUUCCAUUUACUGGAAGCCGAUGCAGAAUUAUCAGACUCAGCUUCUUCUACAUCUACUAGAACUGUUGCUAGAAGGAACCAAGCUACCUUAACCAUGACUAAUUUUGAGGGAUCAGCCAUUUGGGAAUUGGAAUAUGUGAAAGAAAUACUGUUUAAUGUGGAGUUGAUGUAUAAGGACUUUACGUUAGGCCGUGCACGUGAGAUCGUAAACCCUCAUCUGUUUGAUCAGUUGGAAAAUCGGAAAGAGGUCCUAGAAAGUGAAGGAAAAGAGCCUAAGUUGAGGCGAAAGGUUUUAUUCGAUUGUGUCAGUGAAUGUAUGGACUUGAGAUGCAGGCGUUACGCGAAUGGGGGAUCCAAAACAUGGGCAAAAGGGUUGUCAACGUUGAGAAGAAAAGACCGGUUAGCUCAAGAAGUGUACAAGGAGAUUUCAAGUUGGAGAGACUUGGGGGACUGUAUGGUUGAUGAUCUUGUGGACAAGGAUAUGAGUAGCAAUUAUGGAAAAUGGCUUGAUUUUGAAGUCGAAGCAUUUGAAAUCGGAGUAGAGAUCGAAGGUCAAAUUCUUAAUUCUUUGGUUAAUGAACUGGUUGCUGAUAUUUUUCUGCUUUAAUCUCGCUGAUAAACUCCAUUGUAAGUUAGUCCCCCACAUUCAUUUUCUUGGAGGGUUUUGCAUCGUUUUUUGGAUUGUUAUUUUGUUCUUACAAUCAAUAUUUAUACAGUUUAUUUGUUGUGAUUUAUUUGAACAGUCCUUGAAAUCAUAAUCAGCACAAUCAAGUAAAGGGGGGUUGUCUUUUCA
This is a messenger RNA of Camellia sinensis, 3250 nucleotides long. RefSeq lists its product as uncharacterized. Lineage: Eukaryota; Viridiplantae; Streptophyta; Magnoliopsida; Ericales; Theaceae. The record is from RefSeq and is a predicted model, not a curated record.